AUGACGGUUGCAACAGGUGACCCGGGGGACGACGCAUACGAACUGGAACCGGAACACGAGUGCUGUGAGCGUGUAGUCGUCAACAUCUCCGGGCUUCGCUUCGAGACGCAGCGGAAGACCCUCUCCCAGUUCCCUGAGACUCUGCUGGGGGACCCCAAGAAGAGGAUGAGGUACUUCGAUCCUUUGAGGAACGAGUAUUUCUUCGACAGGAACCGGCCCAGUUUCGACGCCAUCCUCUACUACUACCAGUCAGGCGGGAGACUGCGUCGGCCGGUUAAUGUCACUCUAGACAUCUUCUCUGAGGAGAUCCGCUUCUAUGAGCUGGGAGAGGAGGCCAUGGAGAUCUUCAGGGAGGACGAGGGCUUCAUUAAGGAAGAAGAGCGUUCUCUCCCGGAGAAUGAGUUUCAGAGACAGGUGUGGCUGCUGUUCGAGUAUCCUGAGAGUUCCGGCGCGGCCCGUAUCAUCGCCAUCAUCAGCGUCAUGGUGAUCCUGAUCUCUAUCGUGUCCUUCUGCCUGGAGACACUCCCCGUGUUCCGGAACGACGAAGAGGACGAUGGCAACAAUGUGUUCCAGCCCUUCAACAACUCCACCUCUUCCUACACCUCUUCCUACUUCACUGAUCCCUUCUUCAUCCUGGAGACGCUCUGCAUCAUCUGGUUCUCCUUUGAGUUCCUCGUCCGCUUCUUCGCGUGUCCUAGUAAAGCCGGGUUCUUCGGUAACAUUAUGAAUAUCAUCGAUAUUGUGGCGAUUAUUCCAUAUUUCAUCACGUUGGGCACAGAGCUGGCAGAGAAACCGGAGGACGGGCAGGCUGGGCAGCAGGCCAUGUCCCUGGCCAUCCUCAGGGUCAUCCGUCUAGUCAGGGUGUUCAGGAUCUUCAAGCUGUCCAGACACUCCAAGGGGCUCCAGAUCCUGGGCCAGACCCUGAAGGCCAGCAUGCGGGAGCUUGGCCUUCUCAUCUUCUUCCUCUUCAUUGGAGUCAUCCUCUUCUCUAGUGCUGUUUACUUCGCUGAGGCCGACGAGGCCGACUCCCAGUUCAGUAGCAUUCCAGAAGCCUUCUGGUGGGCCGUGGUUUCCAUGACCACCGUGGGCUACGGCGACAUGGUGCCCACCACCAUCGGCGGGAAAAUCGUUGGAUCGCUUUGCGCCAUCGCCGGCGUGCUGACCAUUGCGUUACCAGUUCCUGUCAUCGUGUCCAACUUCAACUACUUCUACCACCGGGAGACUGAGGGUGAGGAGCAGGCGCAGUACCUGAACACACCCAGUGUGCCCAAGGCCGACUCAGCCGAGGACCUGAAGAAGAGCGGCCGCAGCGGGAGUGGUUCCACCCUCAGUAAGUCAGACUACAUGGAGAUACAGGAAGCUGCACUGAACCACAGCACAGAAGACUUCAGAGCAGAGAGACUCAAGACAGGAAACUGUAAUGCUAACACCUUGGCUAACACAAACUAUGUCAACAUCACCAAGAUAAGAACGGACGUAUAG
Molecule: messenger RNA, 1482 nt
Organism: Oncorhynchus keta (chum salmon)
Lineage: Eukaryota; Metazoa; Chordata; Actinopteri; Salmoniformes; Salmonidae
Product: potassium voltage-gated channel subfamily A member 2-like
Exons: 4
Coding region: 1-1482 (493 amino acids)
Biological process (GO): potassium ion transmembrane transport; protein homooligomerization
Cellular component (GO): axon terminus; membrane; dendrite
Molecular function (GO): delayed rectifier potassium channel activity; protein binding
Source: RefSeq, a predicted model, not a curated record